GGUAUGUCGGUAUGUCGACUAUCCUUGUGCCGAGCAGAAAAGUGACUGAAAAUGACUACUGUAAAUACUACCGUCGAAUGUAUAGUGUUUCCUGAAGCAGAACCUGAAGUUUCAGGUUCAGACAGUUCAGGGACAGACAGUGGGGAUUAUUCUGUACUGUCUGAAGAGGGGACUGUUUUUCCUGGCCCUCUUAUGAGCAAUGAGAUGCCGAAGGAGGACCUGAUAGGGUUUAUCCAGGCCCAAGCACACUACUGUUAUGAAAAAAUUGAUGAACACGACCAAGUGGAGGCUUAUUUCUUCUGGCAGAUAAUGGAAUUGUUCUGCUGUGAAAAUGGAAACGUGAUGAUGUGUGAAGUCGCUACAAUCAUCUUCCAGGUCUACAGCUGGCUUAGGAAGAAACAACCAAAAUGCAAAGGUGGUAACAGAUGGAAGGAAUGGUGUCUUCCUCUGGCAGAACUUUUGUCCUCCUCUGCACCAGAUGAUGAGCACAGAGAGGCUCUGAUUAAGAUGGGAGAUGAUCUUGCCUCCAGAAGAUGGACCUAUGCAGCACAUCUCUGCUACGUUGUGGCAAAAGUGGAGCUGGGGUCACGUAGUCAGUUUGAACUGAUCGGAUGUGACAGCAUGCCAUUUGGACUGAAAGUCCUGUUUAAAGCUUCUGUGAGAACCGAGACAUAUGAAUAUGUGCUGUCGCUGACCUCAGGGCUGGCCCAGUCAAGCUUCCAGAGCUGGAAGUUGUGUCAGACCAGCAGGCUGGCCAUUGAUGAUUUUACUGAUCAAGCCUUUAAAUACUGUGAGACCAUUGCUAGGGCAACCUUCACUUUCCCCGACAGAAUCAAAAGGAGCUUUGUAGAACGGCUUAUUUUGCUGUCUUGCAAACAGCUAGAUGAGAAGACAGAAGAACCUGAGUGGCUGGUAGAGCUCCGGCAGCUGCACAGAACUAAAUUAGAAAAUGCUUAUGGUGACCAAGAGCAGCACAUGCCAUCUACCAGCCAUGACGUGGUUUCUGAGAUUCAGGACUCAGAGUCGCCUGUUCCCUCUCUCGCCUGUUCCCUGAGGACAGGCGAGAUCCCCACUUUCCAGUCCCCUGAUCUGGAGCAGCACACUGACCCAGAGGCUCUGUUUCAAUCGCGGUACACCUUGGGAAAGCUGCUGGGGCAGGGAGGCUUCGGCUUUGUCUAUGAAGGAGUCCGGACUGAAGAUGGGAAAGAGGUUGCCAUUAAAUUUAUUCAGAAGGACAAGAACGAAACCAUAACCAUUCCUGGAGAGACACAGGAGCUGCCUGUAGAGGUGGCACUAAUGAAGAUGGUGUCCAGGCCACCUCGCUGUAGCAAUGUGGUGGAGCUUUUGGAGUGGUUUGACCUAGCCAAUGAGUGCAUCAUGGUCCUGGAAUGGCCCAGCCCCUGUAUGGACCUCUUUAAUUUCACUAAACUUCAGGACGGCCGCCUGUCUGAAGCACAGGCUCGAGACGUCAUUCUGCAGGUGAUUCGGGCAGCUCGUCACUGCUGUGACCGUGGAGUGUUACACCGUGACAUCAAGGAACAGAACCUUCUCAUCAACACCGAUACCUUGGAAGUCAAACUGAUCGAUUUUGGCUGUGGAGAUCUGCUGAAGGACACCCCCUACAGAGAAUAUGCAGGCACUCUGUUCCUUGUACCUCCUGAGUGGGUGAUGGAUGCAGAGUACAUGGGCAUUCCUGCUACUAUCUGGGGUCUGGGCAUAUUCUUGUUCAUUUUGCUCUGUGGAGACUGCCCCUUUGACUUAGAUGAGGACAUUUUUGAUGCACAGCUGGAAUUAUGUCCUGACAUGUCUCCAGAGUGCUUUGAUCUGAUAAUGUGGUGCCUGGAGUUCAACCCUGAAAUGCGGCCGUCUUUUGACGACUUGGUCAGGCACGAGUGGUUUACGGAGGCAGUUCAGGACAAAAUCCAGAUUCCUCCUGAAACCAAAGAUCGUGUACAGUAACUACUGCCUGACACACACACACACACACACACACACACACACACACACACACAUGCACCCACAAUUAUAUAUGUAAAAAAAAUUAUUCAGUAUUUAAACCUUAAGAAAUGGUUAUAACUGAUAGUUCAUAUUAACAAAUUAUUUAUUAGCGACGUCUGCUGCAAAUAUCAACAGCAUAUACAAAGCUUUUCCAUAUACAAAUAUAGAAAAAAUAUAUACAACAAAUAUGCAGAAUAAACAAAAAUUUAUACAACAAAUAUAUAGAACAGACAAACUAUAUUUGCGACAAAUAUACGGAAUAGACAAAAAACAUAUACAACAAAUAUACAUAAUUGACAAAAAAUAUAUACAACAAAUAUACAGAAUAGAUACAAACCAUAUACAACAAAUAUACAGUGUAUACAAAUACACAGCACUGGUUAAGCUUCAUACAACAGAUACUACUUGUAUCGUUUUAAGGGCAGCAUAACACACUCGGAGGAAAGUGCUAGUGUCAUCGUAGUGAUUAGAAUAAUAAUAAUAAUAAUAAUAAUAAUAAUAAUAAUAAUAAACUUUCUUUUAUAAAGGGCUUUUAAAAGCAGCUUCUCAAAGUGCUGUACACAAAAUAAGCAGUACACAGAAAAAUAAAACUUAUAAAAGUUAAUAAGAAUAACAACUUUAAUAAUAAUAAAAGUAGCCAUCAGCAGUCAAAUACAAGUUUAAAAAAGUGUGUCUUAAGUUGAGUUUUAAAAAUGCCAAAAGGUCUGAGCUUCCCUGAGUUCAGGAGGAAGAGAGUUCCAAAGUGAAGGAGCAUAGACAGAAAAAGCCCUGUCACCCAUAGAUUUUAAACCUGUUUGUGGAAUAGUUAACAGAUUACACUGUGAGGAGUGCAGUCUGCGAUUUGGGGUGUAUGGGAUUAAUAAACCAGAUAAGUAAUGAGGAGCCCAGCCAUGUAAUGCCUUAUAUGUCAACAUCUUAUCUGAUCUUAAAAUCGACAUGGAGCCUGACCAGGAGCCAGUGCAAGGACUCCAAAACAGGAGUAAUAUGUUCAUAUUUCCUGGUCCCAGUCAGGAUACUGGCGGCAGAGUUUUGUACAUAUCGCAUUUUGUUGAUUGUGGAUUUAGAAACUCCGGCUAAAGCGGCAUUACAGUAAUCCAACCGAGUGACAACAGAAGAGUUUAUCAGCUUUUCAGCCACAUAGAAGUUUAGCAUAGGGCACAGUCUAGUUAUAUUUCUGAUGUGAAAUAAGGAUGCUUUAACAGUGCUCUGGACAAAAAAAAUCAAAUGUAAGGCUGGUAUUGAAAAUUACUCCAAGGUUCCUCAUUUUGAGUCUCUAGAACAGAGACAGUGGACCAUCACUGAGAAUUUGAUAUUGGGAACCAAUAAGCAUAAUUUCAGUUUUCCCUCUAUUCAGGCACAGAAAGUUAUUAUUCAUCCAUGCUUUUAUCUCAGAAAUACAGUCAGAAAGAAAACAAACAAAGGUUUUCACCAGAUUUUGAGUGAAUGCAGAUUUGGGUAUCGUCAGCAUAAAAGUGAUAAUGGAGGCCGAGCGAUCGCAGCAGAUGCCCAAGGAGAGACAUAUAAAUAUUGAAGAGUAGAGGGCCUAAAACUGAACUUUGAGGAACACCAGUGAGCACAGAGCUAGUGUCAGACUUGUAACCACUCAUAGAAAUAAACUGGGAACAGUCAGUAAAAUAGGAUUUAAACCAGUUUAAAACUGCCAGACAGACCAAAAACACUUUCAGGGUUAAGUAAAAGACCAUGAUCCACAGUACUGAAAGCAGCUCUAAGAUCAAGAAGAAUAAGAAUGGAAGUAGCUCCAGAAUCAGAGGCCAUCAACAAGUCAUUGGUAACUUUGACCAACGUCGUUUCAGUACUGUGAAAUUUUACGAAAACCUGACUGAAGGAGUUCAAAGAGGUUAUUAAUUGUCAUAUGAUUACACAAUUGAGAGGCAACAACACGCUCAAGCAUUUUUUGCCAAAACGGAAUGAAACGAGCCAUUUGCUAUAUUUUGAUUGUUUACAAUAGCCUGAGAGAAGUAAGACGAUCCCUCAAUCUCCAUUAAUGCGCUGUAAUCACCCAGAAGUUCCAUCCACGCUUGAUAGUAGAUAUUCAAGCUGGUAAGGCGCCAUUUGCGCUCCAUUUUCUGACAAGCAGCCUUUCUAGAGCGUAAAAUGUCAUUAUACGAGGGAGCAGUGCAGGCGAAUGUGACCUUAGGGGAGCAAAAGAGUCUAGGUUAGUAGCAAGAACAAAAUUUAACUGCAGAACUUUCUCCUCCAGUGAUGAGGGAUGCAGAUCGUUUAAGGUGGAAACAACAGAAUUAGAGAAAACUGUCUGAAGGUUACUGUUAGGAUAGUAGGCUCACUUGGAUGAUACAGUUCCAGGUUAAAAAAGACAGCUGAAUGGUCUGACAGUCCAACGUCAACAGAUGAAAACUGCGAUACGAACGAGCCGUUUGCAAUCACAAGAUCCAGGGUAUGGCCCUUGUUAUGAGUCGGGUCAGUUACAAACUGUGUGAAGGUAAAACAAUCAAGUAACGACAGAAAUUCCUUAGCACAGAGUCACUCCGGUCAUUCAAGUCUCCCAAAAUUAGAAUUCUGUCAAACUUCAUUCUCAACGUUGACAGCAAACUCUGACAUAGAAGCAGCCUGCAUCCUUAACCUUAGGUGGUUUACAGACUUUAGCAAUGAUGGUAGAUAUAGGAGCAGAGAUACUCAAGACCAGGCAUUGAAAUGAUGAAAACUGGGGAACUGAUACAGAGCUUAUGUUGAGCUUCAGGUUGUAAACUACAAUAAUGCCUCCACCUCUACCAAAUAACCUAGGGACGUCAAAUACUCCAAAGCCCGCUGGAGUGAUCUGGUUAAACAGGAGUCCAUCAUUUUCUUUAUACCAGGUUUCAGUUAAAAACAACAAGUCCAGCUUUUUAUCUAUAAGGAAAUCUGAUAAAAGCAGCGCCUUGUUAUUCACGGGCCGCGCAUCGAAUAAUGCGGCAUAGGCCAGGCACUCAAACAGAGACGACAGUGGUUUAAUCUCCACACGGGGAACCUAUAUUAAAUUACUGUGAUCAACACCAGUAUGGAGCAGUUUGUUGGUCUUACGUCGACAGGUAGGGACAAAGAUGUUAGGAGAGGAUGAGACAGCAAAACUGGGCCUCAAACCCCGAUGGAUAUAUGGUUUAGGAUGUAGCAAUCCAGUGUCUCAACAGAGUUUGUAAGAGUCUUUGGCUAGACAAUAAGAGCUCUGCUUUAAAUUCAGAAGCUGGCAUGUAGUAUACCUUAAGGCCAUGGUCAUUGAGUGCACACCCACAAGGCCAACUCGUUGAUACUCCGAAGUGCCCUGUGAGCACAAAGACGUACAAUCCUCACACGCAGUCGGACUGAGGCUUUGAUUCCCCGUUGCACGCUGCAAGUUAUUCCAGGUGGAACACAGAAAUAAAAACAACAGUCCAAAGUAUAUAAAAAGACACCACCACAUCGCAACCGUAGGGGCACUGAAAACAAUAUAACUUAAUUAAAUAAACAAACAAAACGGUGACAGGAGUGGCAGCAAAACACGCCAGCGUACCCUGGCAACUGGAACCAGAAGCCAACAAACUGGAAAAAUGUGGAAAAAUCUACAAGUUGUAAAGUUUGAGUUGGAAUAGUUUGCAAGGGUGCGAGUUUAAUCCUUGUGAGGGAAAUUACUCAUUUUUACUUUGUAAUAAGUUUGUUCUUGUUCUGUUUCAUUCUCAUGUGAGGAUAACUCCAAAGAAGGCCAUGUCAUGUCACUAUCAGUACAGAAUGUUUAUCUGCUAUGUUCUUCUGUUCAAGGUUCGUCUAAACAUCUUCCAAGAUCCUAAAACAAAGCCUGUUUGAACUGCCUCAAACUGCUUCAUAUCGGUACACAGAAUUAUGUCAUGCUCUGCGUUUCAUAUAUAUAGUAGUAGUUUAGUACAAGGGCUUCCGAGAGCUCUCAUUAUUCUAUUAUGCUUUAUUCU
Molecule: messenger RNA, 5915 nt
Organism: Ictalurus punctatus (channel catfish)
Lineage: Eukaryota; Metazoa; Chordata; Actinopteri; Siluriformes; Ictaluridae
Product: serine/threonine-protein kinase GD17699-like
Exons: 16
Coding region: 52-1959 (635 amino acids)
Biological process (GO): negative regulation of apoptotic process; protein autophosphorylation; regulation of mitotic cell cycle
Cellular component (GO): cytoplasm
Molecular function (GO): ATP binding; protein serine/threonine kinase activity
Source: RefSeq, a predicted model, not a curated record